Fusarium subglutinans is the source of this 240-nucleotide messenger RNA. RefSeq lists its product as uncharacterized. Bases 1 to 240 code for a protein of 79 amino acids. The transcript has a single exon. The record is from RefSeq and is a predicted model, not a curated record. NCBI's taxonomy places the organism in Eukaryota, Fungi, Ascomycota, Sordariomycetes, Hypocreales, Nectriaceae.
AUGGGCGCUUUCAACCCAAACAAUGUUCCCACGUGGACGCACUAUAUCUCCAAGCACCUGAUCAUCACCCAAGAGACGUUUUUCGAUGGCCUUGAAUGGAUUUACGGCAAAAAGGCAGAUGGGACACCGAACUACGGAUGGGAGGAUGAGGGAGACAAGAUGAAAGUCACAGUCUUCACGGAGGAACCGAAAGACUUGAAAGAGAGGUUGCAGGCCAUCGGACAGAUUGAAAAAGACUAA